AUGUGCCGCCGUCAGUCUCGAACAACCAACGACCGCCCUCCGACCAGCAGAUCCCCAGCCCAAUCGCCGCCUGCUGCUCCGCUGCACUCCGGCGAACCCCGCAUCAGUAACGUCGCGGCCCGCCAGUCCUCCUUCGCGAGUUCCCCACGCCGCGACAGACCGCGCCGUGACCAACCUCCUCUGCCGCGAACAGAAGCGGGUCGACCAACCACCGUGAGCCGCUGCAACUCCGAGCACCACCAUCCUCCUCCGUGCAGGCUCGACUCCCGACGUCGCAGAUCACGAGCCACCAUCGCAGCAACUUCCGGCGAGCUUCAUCUGCCCCGAGCAGGACCCGUUCCGACCUCCGCGAGCUUGCAACCUCCGGCGACCUUCGCGAUAAAGAUGAGUCCACCGAGCAGCAGCAUAGCCAAGCAGCGUGCUUUGUCGAGCCCCGUUUCGACUCCCUCUCGAUUGUUUGUGUACCUUACGUGA
This is a messenger RNA of Striga asiatica, 474 nucleotides long. Lineage: Eukaryota; Viridiplantae; Streptophyta; Magnoliopsida; Lamiales; Orobanchaceae. The record is from the annotation of a GenBank genome assembly.